UGGUGUGUCCACGUGUGCAAGCUCGGGGAGGGGAGGGGGCGCAGAAGGCGUGACAAAGACGGACUUUGUGUCUUGAGUGUGCGCCUCGCUCUAGCCCAGAGCAGCGAACUGUGCCCGGCGUGUGUCCCUCACGGGAGAGCCAGGACGAAGGUGACGAAGGCUCGGUGAGACGCACCAAGGUGGCCCCCGCGCGUGUUCGUGUGUGUGCGCUGGGACAUGCGGGGCAGGAGAGGUUGCCCCCAAACCGCUUUCCGGAGGGAAAGCCGAAUCGUGAAAAGUGAGUGCGCGUGAGUGCGCGUGAGUGCGCGCGCCCGCGUGCGGGGGCGUGGCAGUAAACAGCAACAACACUCUGGCCAGCUCCGCCAGAAACUCCGAGCUCCCUCCCCGGCCGGAAAGUGCGCCUAGCCGGAGCCUGGAGGGACCCAGCCGGAGCCUGGCCUGGGAGCCAGCAUGGCCAUCCCCGAAGCCUUGCUGACGUGCCUGGGGCUGCCUGUCUUCCUAAUCGCAGGCGCCCAGGCCCAGAACCACGUGCCACCUGGCUGCAGCCCGGACCUCAACCCCCUGUACUACAACCUGUGUGACCGUUCCGGGGCCUGGGGCAUCAUUUUGGAGGCGGUGGCUGGGGCGGGAGUUGUCACUGCUUUUGUCCUCACCAUCAUCCUUGUGGCCAGCCUCCCCUUUGUGCAGGACACCAAGAAGCGGAGCCUCCUGGGGACCCAGGUCUUCUUCCUGCUGGGGACCCUGGGCCUCUUCUGCCUCGUCUUUGCCUGCGUGGUGAAGCCUGACUUCUCCACCUGUGCCUCUCGGCGCUUCCUCUUUGGAGUCCUGUUCGCCAUCUGCUUCUCCUGCCUGGUGGCGCAUGUCUUUGCCCUCAACUUUCUGGCGCGGAAGAACCACGGGCCACGGGGCUGGCUGAUCUUCACAGUGGCGCUGCUGCUGACCCUCGUGGAGGUGAUCAUCAACACCGAGUGGCUGAUCAUCACGCUGGUCCGCGGCGGCGGCGAGGGUGGCCCUCUGGGCAAUGACAGUGCCGCCUGGGCCACGGCCUCCCCCUGCGCCAUUGCCAACAUGGACUUCGUCAUGGCGCUCAUCUACGUCAUGCUUCUGCUGCUGUGUGCCUUCACGGGGGCCUGGCCUGCCCUGUGUGGCCGCUUCAAGCGCUGGCGGAAGCACGGGGUCUUCGUGCUGCUCACCACGGCCACCUCCAUUGCCAUAUGGGUGGUGUGGAUUGUCAUGUACACGUACGGCAACAGACAGCGCAACAGCCCCACCUGGGAUGACCCCACGCUGGCCAUCGCCCUCGCUGCCAACGCCUGGGCCUUUGUCCUCUUCUACGUCAUCCCGGAGGUCUCCCAGGUGACCAAGGCCAGCCCAGAGCAGAGCUACCAGGGGGACAUGUACCCCACCCGCGGCGUCGGCUACGAGACCAUCCUGAAAGAGCAGAAGGGCCAGAGCAUGUUUGUGGAGAACAAGGCGUUUUCCAUGGACGAGCCAGCCUCAGCUAAGAGACCGGUGUCACCAUAUAGUGGGUACAACGGGCAGCUGCUGACCAGUGUGUACCAGCCCACCGAGAUGGCCCUGAUGCACAAAGGCCCGUCCGAAGGAGCUUACGACGUCAUCCUCCCACGAGCCACCGCCAACAGCCAGGUGAUGGGCAGUGCCAACUCCACCCUGAGGGCUGAAGACAUGUAUGCGGCCCAGAGCCACCGGGCCACCACACCGCCGAGAGACAGCAAGAACUCCCAGGCUCAGUCCCCGCAAAAUAAAACGAGAUGGUAGAAGCCCUCUUCCCUGAACCACACGUCCAUCCUGAUGUCCUCAUAACUCUGUCUGGGCUGGGCAGGGCCCAGCACCUUUCCCGCCCUUGUCAUUGGAGCUGGGAGGGACCGGAGGCCACCAGCCAGAAGCAGAGGACUGAGUGGGGGCCUGUGAAGCCCUGAGGUGCGUGGCUGGGGCCCUGGGGCCAUUCCCUUUGCCUCUCCUGCGUCCCACGUGACUGAGGCCACAAGGAUCUACAGAACUGCCCAGCCUGCCUCCAUCCCCCGUCGACGCCCUUCCCCUAGUCACAGCCCAUGUGUCCCAUGCUGUGGUUCUCCAGAUGGCCAUCCUCAGAUGCCCUGUCUUCACACCACGGGCCUUCCUGGCUGUCUUGGUGUCCAGCAUCAGCUUGUCCUGCCUGCGCCUACGUGUUUGGAGCCAAGCCCUGGUGGAAGUGGGCUUUCUCAUCAGGGCUUCCUGCUACCACCUGGACUGCGGAAGGCCCCUGAGCUGGGACAGAGCUUGGCCCGAGGCCUGGGCAGACGCUGCUCCUCUUCGUGGCCUGUGGGUGCUGGAUCUUAGCCCCUUUGGUGCUUCCCUCACGUGCCCCCUUAUGCCAUGGCCCCAUGCCUUCCCCACCUGCAAUGAACUGGGGCCCAUCAAGACACAAGGUGGGGUUGGGGCUGCAUCCUCAGGGGCCAGCUGAGAGUCUUGGAUCACAUGGGCUGGGGUCUCAGCUGCUCACAGAACUGGGACUCGUGCCAUGUCCUGCUGGGCAGGUGUACAGAUUUCUGCCUCACCUUGGGCACCGCAAACGUGCUGGCACUCUUCUCUCCCACGACAUGCUCCAGAGGGUCCUGACGGCCACCCAGGGAAGUGGGGGGCAUCCUUUAGGACCCAAUGAUGGUGGUAGCAAGGGCGGAGAUGUGCACAGCUCCAGACUCACGGGAAUGAGAUCUCUGUAGCAUCAUCUCCUGGUUUUGUCCUGCGCUCGGGUACCAGGCAGAGCUGGCUGGCCCAAGGGGGCUUCCCCAGGCGUGCCCCUGGAGCUCUGUGCUCAGCGCAGAGUCACCUCUGGGUGCCCAGGGUGGGGGGAGAGAACAAGAGCAGGGCCCGACCUCACCCUGUGGUCAGCCCACAGCUCUCCAGCACCACCCUCCUGCCCCCAGCAACCUGUGCCUUUGUUACUGGAAUAUUUCUCAGGCCCCACAGAGAGAGUAGGGCCAGACAGCUGCCUGUGACAGCCCCCUACCCCCCAUUGCCACCAUUGACCGAUCAUGUGCUGGGUUGCUUAGCUCCACAAACAGAGUAUUACUUCUCUCUGAUGGAGGGACGAGGGAGCUCUCUGCACCUCAGACUUUUCUUGAUCUAGGUUAGUGGCCCCAAGAUCCCUUACAGUGAAUAAAGGCACUGUCUUGCUUUUUGAA
Molecule: messenger RNA, 3185 nt
Organism: Callorhinus ursinus (northern fur seal)
Lineage: Eukaryota; Metazoa; Chordata; Mammalia; Carnivora; Otariidae
Gene: GPRC5C
Product: G protein-coupled receptor class C group 5 member C
Biological process (GO): G protein-coupled receptor signaling pathway
Cellular component (GO): extracellular exosome; intracellular membrane-bounded organelle; signaling receptor complex
Molecular function (GO): G protein-coupled receptor activity; protein kinase activator activity
Source: RefSeq, a predicted model, not a curated record